UCAUUUGAUUCAGUAUCACUCAUGCGUGUCAUAAAGUUUGUUUGUCCACCUCAUUGUAUGGUCUCAAGGGAAGGUCGGUCCGGAAGGUCUGUGUGGUGGAGCAAGGGGAGGAGAAACUCCUACUACUAGUACUACAGUACGAGGGAAUCUUUCUAAACUGACUGUGUAUUCUUGAAGUAAAGCACGUGUACUACACUAGCUAUUGUAUCAGCCAAGAAGAGAUCAGCCGAAAAGAGGUUGAAAAUGGGUUACGAUGUUGAGCGAUUUGUUGGAUCUAUCAACGAUGGACUUCUGUGCUGCAUCUGUCGAGAUGUUCUUGAGGAUCCUCUGCAAGCCCCCUGUGAGCAUGCUUACUGCACCUCCUGCAUCCAUGCCUGGCUUGUACAUGAUCAGAUCUGUCCAGAGGAUAGACAACCUCUAACACAAGAUCAACUUCAUCCGAUCUUUCGCUACAUGAGAAACGACUUAAACCAGCUGAGACUGCGCUGCCGAAACCGAGUGGCAGGCUGCUGUGAUGAGGUGAUGUUAGAGAAUUUAACGAGACAUGAGGCAGCCUGUGACUUUGGGAGAGUGACCUGCCCGAACGUGAACUGUGGCAUAGAACUUGAGAGACGAGUUCUAGACUCUCAUCUCCUGGUCUGUACGCACAGAACCAAAACAUGCCCACAGGGAUGUGGGUUGACAGUACUAAACUCUGAAGUGGACUCGCAUAACUGCGUGGCCGAGCUGCGCUUAGAGUUGGAGUUAUUGCGAUCUGAGAUGAUCGGGAAGAAUGAGGAUCAGAAGCAUGAGAUGAAACUGAGGCUUGACUCGCAGAGAACGCACAUGGUGCACAAAAUCAGUGAGAUGCAGCAACAGAUGGAUGAAUUAAAAAGUCAGAAUGAUCGCUUGUUUCAUGAUGUCCGACUGCUGAGUGCCUUGGAGAGGAAAAGGGGACAGGAUAUGGAGCGUCUAGAACUUGAGAAAAAAGAGCUACUAGAGGUUCUGAAAGCACUUAAGGAUGAACACGAACUAGCAAAGACCAACACCUGCCGCAUCACAGCUCUCUGAUUACACAUGUCUGGGGAGUAAUAGUAUCAGGGCUUGGCCUGUUCAGAACAAACCAGGGUUUUCCUAAGCACAAGCUAAUAAUAAUAAUAUUUGGUUUUUAUAAAGCGCUUUAUACACCAUUUCUCAAAGCGGUUCCAACAUAACCCUGAUCUCACUGGGCCAUUUCAUUCCUUAAACCACCUCGGCUCCCUGGGGAUCAGAGUAUAUCAUACAGCCUGUGCCGCCAAAUACGUAGCGCACUAAGCGAAACCAAUCGCAAGAACCAUCUCUGCCCUCACAGGUACCCAUUUACUCCCGGGCGGAGAGAAGCAAUUAUAGUAAAGUGUCUUGCUCAGGGACACAUGUGCCACGACCAAGAUUCGAACCCACACUCUGCUGAUCAAAAUGUAAACAUAUUAUUAGUUGAUAUUUAUGCAAAAAGCUUAAUGUAUUCACGACUCUUGUUUCAUGAGAUAAAAAAAAAAGUAUUCCGUCCUCUUUACAUGUACAUGUAUGUGUAACUAACAGCAUUUCCCUAAUAUUAUACGUGUACAUGUCAAUAAUGUAAAUACAUAAAACAUGCUAAACAAAAAUGACUGUUUCAAUAGCACUCUGCACUGUAAUGAUGUCCUAUUGCCCAAACUACCCGGCUUUGUCAGACAAUGUAGUCCUGUUUGUAAGCUAUUGUUCACAACACGCAAGUAAACAUAAAACUUGGAUGUACGUGCGCGUAGGUUAGUAAAAUUUGACAGCUUUGUCUGAGACCGGAGAACUUGGGGUUUUAUCUUUAAGAAUUGUGCAAAGUGCUGAUUGUUCUUUGUUAAAAUGAUUGAAACAUAUUGUACCCACCAUGCAAAACACUUGACCAAUGAUAGAUAAGUCUUCCUUUGACCAUAGCAAGGGUGCUGUUUCAGGGCUCAAAGUUUGCAAUGGACUGCAAGCUGGUAGCCAGGGACCAGUAAUUUUUUCUGGCCAAUAAACUUGUGAUUGGACAAGUGUGUCCAUUUAAACUUUAA
Asterias rubens (European starfish) is the source of this 2045-nucleotide messenger RNA. RefSeq names its product E3 ubiquitin-protein ligase NRDP1-like. Lineage: Eukaryota; Metazoa; Echinodermata; Asteroidea; Forcipulatida; Asteriidae. Gene Ontology annotation, biological process: positive regulation of JNK cascade; regulation of canonical NF-kappaB signal transduction. The transcript is spliced from 3 exons. Bases 244 to 1050 code for a protein of 268 amino acids. Gene Ontology annotation, cellular component: plasma membrane signaling receptor complex. Gene Ontology annotation, molecular function: zinc ion binding. The record is from RefSeq and is a predicted model, not a curated record.